AUGAAUGAAAAUAACCAUUAUCAAUAUGGCAUCAAAUCGACUUUAGCUCAGUGUUGGGCAAUAUCAGGAGUAUGGUUCUUGCAACUCCAACUCGGUGCACAAGUUAUGAUAUCGACCGUAGUUAUUGGGGCCAUAGAGAAUAAUAACGCAUCCAAAGACGCAAACGAAUCUUUGAGUAUAACAAGCGAAGAAGCCUCUUGGUUCGCCAGUCUGUUAUAUUUGUUCACACCCGUGGGAAAUAUUCUGUCUUUGCUUUUACUGGACCGAUUUGGCCACAAGAAGUGUAUGAUACUGACGAACAUACCGAGCAUAAUAGCACAGAUCAUAUUGUACUUCGCCGAAAACGUAGAAAUACUGUACACCAGCUCAAUCCUGAUGGCAUUGACUUUAGGGUUUUCGAACGCGCCGAGUCUCGCGUACGCCGGUGAAGUAUGCGAACCAAAACUAAGAGGCGCUUUGACUUCGGCACUGAACGUAUUUUACUACGGUGGAUCCAUAAUUUUGACCAUGGUGUACAGUAUUACCAUGCAAUGGAGAUUGACAGUGCUAUUGACCACGGCUUUUCCAAUUUUGACCAUUGCUAUAUUAUUAACGACACCAGAUUCUCCGAUGUGGUUAUUGGCUAAAGGAAAACAUUCAAAAGCACACCGAAACCUCAGCCGGUUGAGAGGGAAAGUUUCGUACGAAAAAUGUGAAAACGAAUUCCAAGAAAUGGUCAGAUACAACUCGCCCUCCAACAACGACGAACCGAAUCAAAAAGAAAAUACGAAUGUUUGGAAACAUCUUUUUGAGCCCGAAGUCAUAAGACCAUUUCGUUUGAUGACGAUAUAUUUUUUUUUCAUGAAUUUAUUGUCUGGAUUACCAUUAUUACCAUAUUUAGUAUCAAUACUUAAAGAAUUUGGAGCACCCGUGAACGUCGAAUGGACAAUAUCAUUCUCGAUGGCUCUUUCUAUAGUAGGAAGUUUAAUGGCAGUUUUUCUAAUAAGGAAACUAGGCAAACGAUUUCUCACUUUGUUUACGUUAUCGAUUUGCUCCGUUUGCUACAUAGCUAUUGGACUAAUCGGUGUCUAUUGGAAAAAUGCAAAACCAACAACCUCUUGGAUAGUACUAAUACUUUUUCUUGCUACUAUUUUAAUAUCAUCAAUUGGAAUAACGCCAGUUUCGUGGACUCUUGUCACCGAAAUAUUUCCUGCAAAGAGUAGAAAUAUUUUAUGCAGUGUUUGCACGGGUGUCUGUUUUAUUGUCACUUUUUUCAUGGCAAAAUAUUACCCGGAGUUGUCACUAUUAGUGGAAUUUUAUAAUUUAUUUACUAUAGUUGGUAUUGUUGGUUUAUUUGGUUGUAUAUAUUUUUAUUUUUGUCUACCAGAAACCGAAAACAAAACCUUACAAGAAAUCACGGAGUUUUUCAAAUAG
Molecule: messenger RNA, 1413 nt
Organism: Macrosiphum euphorbiae (potato aphid)
Lineage: Eukaryota; Metazoa; Arthropoda; Insecta; Hemiptera; Aphididae
Source: the annotation of a GenBank genome assembly